This is a messenger RNA of Dermacentor albipictus, 1221 nucleotides long. Its product is annotated as nose resistant to fluoxetine protein 6-like. Gene Ontology annotation, molecular function: acyltransferase activity, transferring groups other than amino-acyl groups. The record is from RefSeq and is a predicted model, not a curated record. Lineage: Eukaryota; Metazoa; Arthropoda; Arachnida; Ixodida; Ixodidae.
UUGCUCAACCUGUUCACUGUCACAUCAGAGUGGCGAGUGGUGUUCGCUGCCGCAGCAUUCAACAGCGUUGACACAUUCUUCUUUCUGAGUGGAUUUCUUCUAUGUCACGUUAUAAGCAAGCACGAGAGAAACCUGCCUGCCGUGUUCAUCAUCGCUCUACUUAGAAGGCUUAUCAGGAUGUGCGUCCCUCUUUUUUUCAUCAUCAUGUGGUUGUACCUGCUGCCUCGUUUCGUCACCGGACCAAGCACAGAGGAGUUCUUUCAUGAUUUUUAUGUUGACAUGGCCCAACACUGGUGGCAUCUCCUGAUCCAGAUCAGAAACUUCUACGCACUGAACAUAGAGGACAAAUUAGAGCAUACGUGGUAUUUAUCGGCGGAUACGCAAUUCUUCCUGGUCUCGCUUCUGGUAUUGCUGAUUUUCAGAAGACGGAAGCCAGCGGCCCUGACAGCAUUAGCUGUGCUUUCUCUCCUAGGCUGUGCCAUCGCAACAUGGACCGUGGCCAGAUUUCAUCUGCCGCCCUUCGUUGUUCUCCCCUCCCCGAAUUAUCAGCGGAUGGUGAACAUGAUGAGCGAAUACUACAUUCGUCCUUUUUAUCAUGCUGUGUGCUACUUUAGUGGCUGUAUGACGUGUCUCAUCGUAGCUGACUUCAGACAGCGCAAGCUUUCCAAGACUGUUCAGCUCGCAGGCUGGAGUGCAUCUGUGAUUUGCGGCCUAUUCUGUGUUUUGGUGAAGUUUCCUUGGUACUUGAGCCAGUACCCCACGUCACAAAGCAUGGAGCUGCUUCUGGCAUUCUUCGAUAGGAUACUGUGGUCGUUUUCUCUUGGAUGGAUCGUACUGACAUGUGCUACAGGCCGAGGAGGAUCUCUGGCCAAGUUCUUGUCCUGGAAUGCAUUUGUUCCAUUGAGCAAGCUUUCGUACGGUGUGUACCUGAUUCAUUGGCCUUUCCUCGAACUCCUGAUGCACGCCUCCAGAGAACGAGUCUACUGGUCGACAUUUAAUCAGAUCACGCUAUCCUUUGCCGUGCUCGUCUGGUGCUUCCUGCUGUCAUACAUGGUGUUCCUAGCGUGCGAGGCGCCCACCGGAGUGCUGGAAAAGCUGGUUUUCAGGAGGUUUAUUGGAGGUGAUGGAGCACAGAAGCAAGGGCAGGAAGAACAUCUCGAGAGUGGCGACGUGAAGACAAAGAACGGCGCAUAUGGCAAUAAAAUUUCGCUACGCUUAUAA